AUGGCGUUUCAACCCUCAUACAGUUCGUUCCACUACACCCAGGUCUCAUAUACGCGAUAUGCCACUCCAUUAAGCAGCCCACUAUCCUUUCCCACCCCGUUCGCAUCGCCGUUUAGCCAGCUGUCGUCGCUUCUCCCUGAUGCGACUUAUACGACCUACUCACUAGACUCGGAUAAGGAAGACACAGGGCAGUAUGGAAACGACGCAUACGUUUCGUUAUGGGCAAACCUCUCCUACUCCUCGUCGCCCCCGUUCACCACAACCCGCACUCCAACCCCAGUCCCUUCGAGCGAAUUAGUCUUCCCACCACCUCUGUACUACCACGUCGACAGCGACAACCAAAGCUCAAACCUGAAACUCCCACCUGACUUCGUCUGGGGCGCCUCAUCCGCCGCAUGGCAGAUCGAAGGCGCACUGCAGCUCGACGGCCGCGGGCCCGCAGCCACAGACUCGACCGGAGCCAUCCAGAGCAACGACAACCAGUCCGACGCGAACACCGCAACGAUGGCCUACUUCCUAUACAAAGAGGACAUUGCACGCCUCGCCGCGAUCGGCGUCCCGUAUUUCUCCUUCUCGAUAUCCUGGACGCGCAUCGUCCCGUUUGGCAUUGCCGACUCUCCUAUCAAUAUCCAGGGUCUAGAGCACUACGACGACGUCAUUAACACCUGUUUGGAAUACGGAAUCACGCCUAUCGUCACACUGAACCAUUUCGAUUUCCCGAUGCGUCAGUUGGACAAUCUCACCACGCUCCCUGAGAACUUCCUCUACUAUGCGAAGCACGUCAUGACCCGCUACGCAGACCGCGUCCCCUACUGGUUCACAUUCAACGAGCCCAACGUGGGCGUGGAGUACAGCUUCAACGGGUACAACGACCUCACAUCCAUCAUGGAAGCCCAUUCCGACGUCUACCACUGGUACAAGGACAAACUGAACGGCACCGGCAAAAUAUCCAUGAAAAUGGAAAAUAACCUCGCAAUCCCGCUCGACGCCGAGAACAAGACACACGUCGCAGCAGCCCGGCGAUACCAGGACUUUAUCCUCGGAAUCAUGAAUAACCCUCUUUUCCUCGCCCGCCAGGUCCCUGAAGCAGUCCUGUCCACGACAGGCGUGGAUUUCGUCCCGCUGACAGAAUCCCAUAUCUCGAAAUUCAACGGCACGAUGGAUUUCUGGGCAUUCGACCCGUAUGUCGCGCAGUUUGCGUACCCAGCUCCAGAGGAGAUUGAAGCUUGCGCGGAGGACCCAUCUAGCGCCGCCUGGCCGUACUGCGUAUCCACGACCCCGGUGCAAGACGACGGGUGGCUUGCAGGGCAUGCAGGGAGUGCGUAUUCCGCCCUAGCGCCACAGUAUGUCCGGCAGCAGCUCAAGUAUGUCUGGGAUACGUUCCGGCCGGCUGGUGGGGUGAUGGUGUGUGAAUUUGGGUUUAACCCGUUUGGCGAGGCGGAGAGGGCGGGCGAUGCGCAGCGGUUUGACCUGGAGCGGACCUUAUACUACCAGGGGUUCCUGGGUGAGAUGCUCAAGGCUGUGCGUGAGGACGGGGUGCGGGUUAUUGGGGCGUUGGCGUGGAGUUAUGUGGAUGUAUCUUUUAGGAGGAGGUUUAAGAGGAGUUUUUUUGACUAUGUGGAUUUUUUUCAGAGACAUCUGGGAGAUUAG
Aspergillus puulaauensis is the source of this 1650-nucleotide messenger RNA. RefSeq lists its product as uncharacterized. Lineage: Eukaryota; Fungi; Ascomycota; Eurotiomycetes; Eurotiales; Aspergillaceae. Bases 1 to 1650 code for a protein of 549 amino acids. Gene Ontology annotation, biological process: carbohydrate metabolic process. Gene Ontology annotation, molecular function: beta-glucosidase activity. The record is from RefSeq and is a predicted model, not a curated record. The transcript has a single exon.